This is a messenger RNA of Protopolystoma xenopodis, 312 nucleotides long. Lineage: Eukaryota; Metazoa; Platyhelminthes; Monogenea; Polystomatidea; Polystomatidae. The record is from the annotation of a GenBank genome assembly.
CUCGUCCCUACAUGGCUCCGCAGAACUUUGAGCCUUGAUCUAGCAGAUGCACUAGUUCUCCUGUCCCUUAAUUCAUUGGGUAUUGCUGCCAAUGAUCUUGGAGUAAUCGCACCGUAUCGCAGUCAGGUUACAUGCAUUCGACGACAUCUGAACUCUGAUCAUGGUUGCACUUAUUUUGAGAGCGCCUCUGUCAAGCUGCCUUCGAAAAUAGUUGAAGUGAACACAAUUGACCAGUUCCAGGGCCGCGAUAAGCAAGUUAUUAUUGUGUCUACAGUUCACUGUCCUCGUACUUCAAAUCUUUCGGAUUUUUAA